Molecule: messenger RNA, 2018 nt
Organism: Eurytemora carolleeae
Lineage: Eukaryota; Metazoa; Arthropoda; Copepoda; Calanoida; Temoridae
Product: tenascin-R
Exons: 16
Coding region: 1-1929 (642 amino acids)
Source: RefSeq, a predicted model, not a curated record
AUGGCCAAUGAUGUUGAUAGUGUUGAUUACUCGGAAUACCUUGGCAACUCUUUUACAAGGAUUGGUUCUGAACUAGAAGAAGAUAAUCUGGUUGAUCUUCCAGGCCCUCUGAUGGAGCUUCAAAAGGAGAUUUUACAGUCCUGGUAUUUCUCCGACUACCCUCCAGAGGACUUUUAUGAUUGUCUUUUCCUUUUCUUCUCUUGUUCAGAUUAUGAAAAACCAGGAUGGCCUGAAAAUAAAGAUGCCUGUUCUAAUUUGUUUAAUUAUUGUUUUACAUACAUUAAUAAAACAUCAUCAUCAUCAUCUGAAAAAAAUACGUUCUCCACCACUAAGAUUCCAGGAUCUGCUGUGUUUGUUACUGGUAAACCCAGCACCUCUUCAACAUCAUCUGCAACAUCAUCAACAACUACAGGGUCCACUUCAACAUCAGGGAGCACUUCUACUCAAUCUACAACUUCAGUUACUGCUCAAGCUUCAUCAACUGGUUCUACAACAGCAUCAACAAGCACUACUACUACAGUGGCUACUGCUGUAACUGGAACUUCUGAGUUAACAACUUCUGCUGCUGUAGCUACUACUCAAGAAGCUAUCACUGAUGAAGUUACAACUGCGGUAUCUGAAACUUCUGAAACAACGGGGGAAGCUGAAACUUCUCAAACUACUGAGGAAGCUGAGACUUCUCAAACUACUGACCAAGCUGAAAUUUCUGAAACCACUGACGUAGUUGAAACUUCUGAAACUACUGGCGAAGAUGAAACUUCUGAAACGACUACCCAAUUUGUUGAAAUUAUUGAAAUUUCCACUGCUGUAGCUACUACAGAAGAAGAAAAUGCAAUAACCACUAAUUCUAAUAAAUUAGAAUGGAUUGAUGGAGGUGUAACAACCCCGGAACCUGCUCCCGUGGAUCCUGUAUUUCCUAUCACUAUCGUUGAGAUCGGCGGUGAAGGCCCUGAAAUUCCUUCCCCUCCUGUUGGGGCUGAAGUAGAGAGUGCUAAUAUUGUUGGAUUGCUACCAUUACCUACUCCUCCCACCACCUCUCCUCCUACUUCUCCAUCUACAACUGUGUCUUCAACACCAGCCCCACCUUCACCUCCUUCUAUUGUUCCAACAUUCAGUCCAGCUCCGCCAGGGUCCACCACCACAACAACUACUACAACAACAACUACAACAGCUUUGACUACUUCACCUCCGCUUGUUCAAAGACAGGAAUUAGGUUCCUGCGAUGAUCUCCAAACUCUAGAUGGAAAGACUGAGAGUGGGGUUUACAGCAUCUUUGUGGCGGGCAAGACUAUCCAAGUCUACUGUGAUAUGGAAAAAGAUGGCGGCGGCUGGACAGUGGUCCAGAGAAGGGGGGAUAAUGGAAAUCCUGAAGAUUAUUUCUACAGAAACUGGACCGAAUACAAGUUUGGAUUCGGAGAUCUUACACAGGAUCAUUGGGUCGGAUUACACUAUUGGAACAACAUUACACUCUCAAAGAGUCAGCAGCUGUUGAUUACACUCAAGGAUUUUGACGAUAAUUCUACUGAAAUUAUUGUUAAUAAACUUAUCAUUGGCGUAGAGAACUUCAAGUACCGUGUUAUAUUUGAUACAGCUGAUGGAGAGUUCGCUGACAGUUUCCCAAGAAAAGGAACUAAGUUUAGUACAAUAGAUAAUGAUAACGAUGCUUGGAAAAACAACUGUGCAGACAGAUUCAAAGGUGCCUGGUGGUACAGUGCUUGCCAUAAUUCAAAUCUGAAUGGCUUAUAUCUUAGAGGCGAACAUGAAACCUUUGGAAAUGGUGUGAAUUGGUAUGAUUGGAAGGGUUAUCAUUAUUCCCUCAAGUUUACUGAAAUGAAGAUUCGACCAAUGAACAAAGCGUACACGCUUCCGCCAUUCGUUGCAGGACCAAAACCCCCACCCCCUCCACCCAGUGACACCGUGGAGCAAUGAAAAAAAGAAAAAAUUGUAUUUGCAAAGUGUUAUUUAUUCAAUUUGUAUUUUGUACCAGGAAUCUCGAAAUAAAGUAUUUUACUACAUUU